Molecule: messenger RNA, 1357 nt
Organism: Girardinichthys multiradiatus
Lineage: Eukaryota; Metazoa; Chordata; Actinopteri; Cyprinodontiformes; Goodeidae
Gene: masp2
Product: MBL associated serine protease 2
Exons: 7
Coding region: 86-991 (301 amino acids)
Molecular function (GO): calcium ion binding; serine-type endopeptidase activity
Source: RefSeq, a predicted model, not a curated record
UACGUUUUUGCCUUAAGUGACCUGCAGAGUUCAUGCAAAGUAAACUGUUCCAAAACAGGCAGCGUCUGAGCGCUGUGAAGCAAGCAUGAUAAGAGGCAUCUGUGCAUUUGUCCUGUUUCCCGUCCUUGGUGUCUCACUAAGUGUGGAAAUGACUGGGUUAUAUGGCAGCUUUGCUACCCCUGAAUUCCCCCAGCCAUACCAUGACAACCAGCACAUCGUGUGGAACAUAACCGCCCCUUACGGCCACCGGAUCAAGCUCUACUUCACCCACUUCAGCUUGGAGCCCUCCAAUCAGUGUGAAUACGACCACAUCCAGGUUUUGGUUGAAGGGAAUGAAACUCUGCGGUUCUGUGGCGACGAGGAGAAGAACCACGAAAGCACCCCCAGGAACACCGUCAUCAUGUCAGCCGGGAACGUCAUGUCAGUGGUCUUUAGGAGUGACUACUCUAACGAAGGUCGAUUCACCGGCUUCCAAGCAUUUUACACCUCAGAAGAUAUCAAUGAGUGCCUAUCCAAGGUAGAUGGCGAGCGAGUGUGUGAUCAUUUCUGCCACAAUUGCAUUGGCGGCUAUUACUGCACGUGCAAGCAGGGAUACCUUCUCCAUGACAACAAGAGAUCCUGCACAGUGCCCUGCAAAAGCCAGGUGUUGACGUCAGCAUCUGGAGUUCUGACUAGUCCUUUUUACCCAAACCCCUACCCACCCAUGAGCCAGUGUGACCACACCAUCAGUCUGCCAGGGGGCUCCAGAAUCAUCCUGGGUUUCCUGGAACCUUUUGAUGUAGAGGGACACCCUGAUGUCCCCUGUCCGUAUGAUAUGUUAAAGAUUUCAACAACUGGACAAGAGUAUGGACCGUUCUGUGGCUCAGCACCACCAGACUCCAUAGAUACUGGAAGUUACCAAGUGCAUGUGGCGUUCAGGUCUGACUCUAGUGGGAAAAACAAGGGAUGGAAGAUCAAAUACACCAGUACCAAAGCUGAAUCUCUCGCAUAAACUGAAGGCUUGUUGCCCAGACCAUAUUUUCUUCUCCAAGGUUUCAGUUUUUUGCUAAAUAUUGCUGUUGAUAUUCAUAACAGCUUUGAGUUUACGUUAUUUCCUUUUGCACCAGUACAUUGAAAUUUAAAUGCAGCCAUGCCAAAGCAUCAUGUACCGCUGAACUUUUUUUUUUUUUAUGUUACAACCACAAACUGCAAUAUAUUUCUUUAAGAAUUUAUGUGAUAGUCCAACAAAACGUUAGGUUUCUCAGAAUGUUGAGUUUGUCAUGCAUUUGUAUUCAACCCUGUUUAAUCGGGUAGUCCGGAAUAAGAACCUUAAAAAGUCACAUUGUCAGUAAAUAAAGUCCCCCUGUGUGUAUUGUAA